Chiloscyllium plagiosum (whitespotted bambooshark) is the source of this 1844-nucleotide messenger RNA. RefSeq names its product transmembrane protein 200A-like. The record is from RefSeq and is a predicted model, not a curated record. Lineage: Eukaryota; Metazoa; Chordata; Chondrichthyes; Orectolobiformes; Hemiscylliidae.
GGGAACAGGGGACAAAGAGAGUCAGGGGUUGGAGGUGCCGCCUCUGCUCUGGAUCCCUCCCUCCUCUCCCUCCUCCUCCUCCUCCUGCUCCAUCCCUCUUGCAAUAUCCUACACGCCCGUUUGAAUUUUCAGUCGCUCUUCGAAAGACCAAAUUUGUCAUUUUAAAUGCUCCCACAUCUUCCCUUGUUCUCUAUCCCGUUUUCCUCUGUACAAUCUCAGACCUACCUCACAAUUGGUGUCACCUAAGCAUUUUCUGUGAAUUAUUUUCAAUCUGUACUCCUUUAGUUUUGACAUUGUAAUUUUUCUUCUCGAAAAACUAUACAUUUAAGAUCAAGAAAGUGCAUGGGAUUGGGAGCCACAAAAUAACAGUCAGAAGAGUUUAAAAUUGGGAAGGAACUUUGUGGAUUUAUAGAAGUUCAAAAAAAAGAAAAUAAUGAGACCUGAGAGUGACAAAUUAUCCAAGUCAUGGUGGUUUCUAAAUCAGGAUGUUAAGAGAAAAUGACAAAAAUUACUCCAGUGGAAUUAAAACCAUCAACAUGACAACCACAGAAGAUCCAGCUACAAAGAGCCAGGAAAGGUUUCGUUGCCAACCAGAUGUUCCUUUACCUGCUAAAGAACCCCGGGCAAAAUCUAGACCCAGAGACAAUAAAAGAGCUAAAGGAAAAAUUAACAUGCGUUCUCCUUCUGGACUUUUCAUUAUCUUAGGGCUCUUUAUCGUCAUGGUGGGGAUCGCUAUAGCAGUUGUCGGCUACUGGCCACAUAAGCAUAAUUCUCGAGUGUCAGUGAAUCACAAAGGUACAAACUCUAGUGAGACCCAACAUGCAAGAGUAAGGCUUCAGUCUCAACUUGGGCUCAAGCAUGAGAAGCUGAAAUUGAUUGGCCCACUGAUUAUGGGAUUUGGGUUGUUCAUAUUCAUCUGUGCAAACACAGUACUACAUGAAAACCGGGACAGAGAAACCAAACUUUUAGCACAAAGGAAUAUUUAUUCUAUGGCUUGCCAAGCUUGCAAUGGAGAGAAUAAAGAACCAAAACCGAUGCAACUCGGUCCCAGUCCUCUCUCCACAGACACCAGUUUUCAGUAUUUGGAACAGUGCUGUGCUAGUGAAAAAGCCAGCAGGGCAAACCUAGGUCAAGCAGAGAUAUGGACCAAUUGUCGCAUGUCUGUUAAACAGAAGAUGACUGCCCAACUGCUGCAUCAUAAAAGGCCUUCUCCUUCCAUCUCUCUUCAUAGUGUCCAGUCAGACUCCUGCAACUCCAGUGAAAGAAACCUCAAUGUUCCCUUGAACUGUGGCAUUGACUCCCUGGUUUCCACAUCUGUAAUAUUACCAGUUAUUAAAUUGAACAAUUGCAUCAUUGAUACUCCUGUUACUACUACAGUGAUAGAAGGUGUUGAACUAGACCGGAAAAUGGUAAUGGUUUCCACUGAAGACAUAAGCCAGCUGCAGAAUUAUGGUUACAUUCGGUCCGGUAGUAUCCACAGUGCUGAUGAUGCUCCCUGGCUUGUGGACAUGGACUAUUCCUUGCCUGAGAAAUCAUUCUCCAACAGGUUCAUUGGAAAAUUGUUGUCUCAAGGCAUCGCCAGGAAAGUGUAUGGUUCAGACAUGCAACUACACACGUGUACUUACUCCAAAUCAUUUGACCUUGGGAAGGAUGCGAGGCAGCUCAGUGAGCACCAGGUUGAACAAAAACACAGGAGUUGGCCACGUUUAGAUUGCAGUUCUAUUAAAAAAUAUCUGAGACUGGAAAACCGAGAAGACUCUGUGGACCGGUUACUUGAACAGAUUGAGCGUGAGUAUGCCACUGAGGAACAAAAUAUUCAGGAACUCAGCACCCCAGAGGAAUGA